This is a messenger RNA of Larimichthys crocea (large yellow croaker), 5350 nucleotides long. It is a transcript of the gene spina, whose product is annotated as spindlin a. The record is from RefSeq and is a predicted model, not a curated record. NCBI's taxonomy places the organism in Eukaryota, Metazoa, Chordata, Actinopteri, Sciaenidae. The transcript is spliced from 8 exons. The coding region runs from base 672 to 1448 and encodes 258 amino acids. Gene Ontology annotation, biological process: gamete generation.
AAACACUGAGUACUAAAAGUUUUAUUUUUGAAAUACACAAAAUAAGUUCUUUUUGGCAGUCAGUGUACUAGAACUAGUCUUUAAAAAGACAUGUAAGCAAAGCUCCAGAUGUAUUGUUCUUGUUGAAUCACAGAGCUCAGUGUCUUAAUAGUUUGGGCAGCGCUGGGGCUUGAUAUAAUCCAGAUGUUUUUGGGGGGAGAACCGAAUGAAACAUUCAGUGUUUGAUAGAUUUUUCAGCCUGCAGUUCCUUACAGUACCAGCACAGUGUGUGUGUGUGUGUGUGUGUGUGUGUGCGUGCAUGUGCAGUUUUGUACUGAGGUCCACGUCUCUGGUUUCAGUACGCUGAAGUUAUGCGCUCGGCAAAAUGAUGUCGAGCGGUUCCUGCCCAGCAUCACUCGGCCUCUCAUGACAACAGAUGACUAAUCAUGUGUUGCUCCGGGCAACGGAGGGAAAUCACCACCAGCUGCAGCCAAAUGCUGCAAAAAUAUCUCUUGUUGUUUCUGGUUUGAUCCCCCCAGUUUGUUCUGCAGGUGAGCAGCCUGACACGUGAAAACCCAGAAAACUCCCAAACAUCUCGCCAACACUCCUAAACACCGGAGACUUUGCCCUGGAUAGUUCAGUGUUGUAGCUGUGUGGCCGGGCAGCCUGGCUGCAUCCCUGCCUCCAGAUGAAUGAAGAGCACUCCGGGACACAGAGACACAGCUGAUGCAGGGCAUGCAGGUGUUUCUGCAAAUAUGAUGAAGAAAAAGAAUCCCCAUAAGAAACACAAGAGCAGUCUUGGUCCAACCACCAAAGUUCUGUCGCAGCCUCGGCGCAACAUCGUCGGCUGCAGGAUCCAACAUGUCUGGAAGGAAGGAGGAGGACAUGUGAUCUGGAAAGGAGUAGUACUCGACCAGGUGCCAGUAAACCCGUCUCUCUAUCUGAUAAAGUACGAUGGUUUCGACUGCGUUUAUGGUCUGGAGCUUCAUAAAGACGAGAGGGUUCAGGGGCUGGAAGUGCUUCCUGACAGACUGGCUAAAUCCCGUCUAACAGACGUCAAUCUAGCGGACACCAUGAUAGGUAAAGCGGUGGAGCACAUGUUCGAGACAGAGGAGGGUCCGAAGGAGGAGUGGAGGGGGAUGGUGCUGGCCCGGGCUCCCAUCAUGACCACCUGGUUCUACAUAACCUACGAGAAAGACCCCGUCCUCUACAUGUACCAGCUGCUGGAUGACUACAAAGAGGGGGACCUCCGCAUCAUGCCUGAUUCCAAUGACAGUGUCCCAGCAGAGAGGGAACCUGGUGAGGUGGUGGACAGCCUGGUGGGUAAACAGGUCGAGUACGCCAAAGAGGACGGCGGCAAACGAACGGGCAUGGUCAUCCACCAGGUGGAGGCCAAGCCCUCUGUCUACUUCAUCAAGUUUGACGACGACUUCCUCAUUUACGUCUACGACCUGGUCAAAACUUCAUAAACUUUGUGGAUGUCCCGACCCCCCUUCCCACAUGACAGAAACAAAAUGCAGCACAUGUUGAAACAUAUGAAGCAUUUGAUCAAGCACUUGUUCCUCAGACCAUCAAAGAGAAAAAUAUAGACUUGAAAAAAAGAAUUCUCACAACGGGAAAAAGACAGGAUUGAUACUUUUGAGAAUCAUCUUGUUUUUGUGUGCGGGAACGUUUCAGACUGUCAUCUACGACCUUAUUAAACCCUCAAAAUAGAAAAGAAUGGCCAUGGUUUUACGUUAACCUCACAAGGUGCAAGACCUGAUAACCCUGGAUUUAAAAAUUCAGCUUUACACUAGAAAGAGAAACUAAAUUUAAAUUCAGUCUUCAAAGACUUCUUGUCAUGUUUCCUACGUCAGCUAACACUUAGGGCCACAGAAAAACGAGACGACUCCCAGCAAAGAAGUGAAAUCUGGAGCUGGUCCAAGGAGUGUGCUUCAAAAAAGGAGACUAGGAGAAGAAUUAUUCCUGGACCGGAUAAAUUGCGAUCAUGAUGGAGAAAUUAGCUUUUGUUUGAUUUCAAGACUAGGGACAAACAACACAGCUCAGUGUUGUUGAUUAGUCCUGUAAUCCUCCAGAUUUCUGGAUUUGCCAGAGUACGAGCUGGUCUGAUUUUGUGCAAACCAACUGAAGCAGCAUUUGUCAUUAGGAGCCAUUCUGGUAAAUUAAAGAUGCAGCUCUCAGUGAUGUUAACCCCUUUGGUGGUGGUCGCUACAACCGUUUGCAGCACAUGUAGCGUUAGCAGAGUAGCAUAACAGCUAAGCAAACGGUGGUGCAGUUAGCAGCGUCUUCACAGUAGGUUGCCAACUUAAAUACAUUUCUGAAAAGUUCAAUGAGCCCAUUUUGCCCUUUUCAGUAUAACCCUAAUAUAACUCUGUCCCUGACAAGUGUCAUGUCACUCAUGUUUAUCACGUCUGUUUCCUAAGUUAGCAAGGUAGCUAGCCAACUAUCACAGUCAGUAAUGUAGCAGAACUACAAAGCCUUGUUUUGAUGGUUUAAUCACUACCAUUUGCCCUAAAGUUACUGUAUAAAGCCAUUCACAAAAACUGAAGCCUUCAUGUAUCUGUUUCAAAUUAAGAGCCCGCUAGCAUUUUUACUGGACAGAAACCCCUCUUGUCUUAACAAGUCUUUUAUUAUGAAACAUUUGCAAGCAUGUGUCCUGAGUGGCAAUGCCGUUCAUUAUGGGAGCGGCUGAGUAACAUCCAUUGGUAAAAUUCAGUAUUAUUGGUCUGGUGUUUGUAUACAUCAGCCCAAGCCUACACUCAAAAAAUUAAAUGUUGACUUGAAUCAAAAUUAUUUCGUAAAGAGGUUCUACGUAAUUGUAUUAAGUUACUUCAACUCAAAAAUGUUAUGUUAGAGGUUCAACUACAUAAGAUUACAAUUACUUGGAAAUUGUAGUCAAAAUAAAUUUAUUCAAGUCAACAUUUCUUUUGUCUUGUCCAGUAAGGACUGGUAAUCCAACUGUAUAAAAGAUUUCUAACAUGACAAGAAAAACAGAAAUGUAAUUAUAAAAAUACUGAGUCAAAAUUAUGAGAUACUUACCAAAAUACUUAUCAAAAUAGGAUACAAAGUCAAAAGAGUUUCAACUUAUUAUCUCAAAAUUUCAUAAUCAGUAUGUGAUUCAUACUUAUUUUCACAGCUACUAGAUCAAUAUUCUGUCUCAAGUUAUUGAUUUAAAAAUUAUUUUAUAGCAUAUGCUAUAGAGAACUCUGGAGUAUUCAACAAAGUCAGGUAAUAAAAACACAUAAUUUUGAUCAAACUUUUGACUAGUAAGUCAUAACUUAGCUUAUCUUGAUUUACAAAAUCAUAAUUUUGAUUUAAUUAAUAAUUUUUCAUUUUUGUCAACCUUUUUAACUCAUAAUUUGGACUUAGUCUCAUAUUUUUGCAUUUAGUGUGUCAACAUUUUUCAAAUCCUGACUUUUGUGGUGGAAGUGACGGGAAGCAAAAGAAAAAUUGAUGCCAGUCUACCCUCAAAGUUAGACUUUCUGACAGGGUAAAAAAAAAAAGGAACAAAAACCCUUAAACCAAGCUUGAUGGAUGGGUCAGGAGACUUAUCUUACACUUAAAUAUCCUAAACUGUAAAUGUAUGGCCCUUAUGUUUUCGAUGAAGGUUAAUCCAUGUGGGAUUUCCGCCCCACUGUUGUACAGAACAAAACAAGACAGAUUUCUUCAUUAUAUAGUGUGCUACUUUCAUAGGUUCCAUUUCACCAACAUCAGCCAAAUAUUCAUGAAGAGAAAAAAUCUUUACCUGGAGACGUACGCAGUUAUCAUGAUCAUUGCCAAAACCCCUUCCUGUUGUGAAGUUGUUUUACAUGAAAGAUGAUCAGACAGCUUUUUCUUGUGAUUUCACUAAAGCCUUUGGAUUUGCGCGUGUUGUCUUUUCUAAGUCAUCAGUGAAGGAUUGAGAGGACGGAGAAGCAAAAACUGAAACAUGGCCAAAGUCUUCGGCAGUUUGUUUUAAUGUUAAAUGGCUUGUUACAAACGGACAAACACCUGGAUCUGUGAUUUCUUGGGUUCCUCCAUUUGAACUUUGAACACCGUGAUGGAUUCUAAAUGUCAUAUAAUUGUUGAAUCAGACAAAAUGGUUUAAUUUGCAUGAAAAGGUUGGGUCAUAUUGUAGAAAGGUAGUUGAUUGAGUCUCCAAUGUCAAUGAGAAACAAACAAAGUGGCAUAACAGUCCUCAAAUACCCUGGAUUGGUAUCUCAAAGAUAGUUGACUGUUCAUUCCAGUCUCAUCCCCAGCACAAAUGACAUGGUCUGUUGUCUUGCUUCAAGCCACUUUGUUUUCCAUUCACGUUGGUAUUUGACAGAUUCAACAAUCUAUAUUUCUCCAGUAAGACUGAGCCCAAGGUUUAGAUCCAACACUCUCCUGGCUGACUGAGGAAAGUUUUUGUCCAAAGCCAAUGAGAUGAUCCCGUAUGUUCCACAGUGUAUGCAGUAAGAGAAGACAAAGUCACAGUCGGUUGUGUUUAGUAUAUGAAGAGAUUAACAGCCAUUGAAGGUUUAAAUGUCCUUUUUGACAAAUGUACAUUUUGUUUAGUUUGGAUUUACUCAAGACUGAAGCUUUUCCAUAAACCCGUGUUCUGUACUCAUCUGAAUUUGUAGUUUAAAAGUAUUAAAAGAAUAUCAGAAGUAUUUAAGUGAAAUUCACAAUUUGAAUAUAACAUACGGUUAGACUUGAUUAUCGCAAAUAAAGUUGCGAUUUUCAGUGUUUUGUCAGCCAGCUAUAUUAAUGAGCUGUGAAGAUGUUUUAUGAACAAAUCAAGGCACAGGAUGUUAAUUUUCCAUAUACAUCACAAACUCCAGUGUAUGUUAAGUUUCCUCUGUUGGAAAAAAUUGGAACAUUUGAGCACUUUAUCUCCAAAAGCAGUUAAAUGAAGGGAUUCCAUUUAAAGGUUGAUGAGCCAUGCGUUCCAUCCUUGAACAAUCCCAUGAGUCAAUGUACAGAACAGAGGUGUCGUAUGAAAAACUUUAAGUCUGUGUACUUCCUGUGAUGUAGCUAGUUGCUGAGGUAGAUUACAGCUCUUACUAUAACCGCACUAAAAAAAACAAAAAAACUCAGAUUCUCCCAGAGGUCUGUGGGUUUCUGCACUUGUAUAUUUGUUUUGUUUUUCAUUAAAGAGAAGUAUGAUUGUGAUCAUCUCAUCUGGCAAUGUUUUAAUUAGUUAACGAGACAUGGUAUCGUUACUAAGACUUUAUUCGCAGCAAGGUAAUGUCCAAUUCAGUCAGUACAUUUCACUGUUCUAAUGAUAACGGAUUAUUAUUGCUUAUGUUGGAAUGACAUGGGCCUUCUAUCAUCCUUCUGCUUUGUAUUGUUUGUUUUUGUAUGUUUUCAAAUAUAUGUUAAGAAUUUUUAUUGUUAAUGGAAAACCUGA